Carlito syrichta (Philippine tarsier) is the source of this 1428-nucleotide messenger RNA. It is a transcript of the gene SHCBP1, whose product is annotated as SHC binding and spindle associated 1. The transcript is spliced from 9 exons. Gene Ontology annotation, biological process: fibroblast growth factor receptor signaling pathway. The record is from RefSeq and is a predicted model, not a curated record. The annotation marks the transcript as partial. Lineage: Eukaryota; Metazoa; Chordata; Mammalia; Primates; Tarsiidae.
UGGUCCAAGAAUUUCCGCCCCGACUAUCCAUUCAGAAGCGCUUGCGUCAUUGCGUCAUUGUGCGGGGCGGCCGCCCGCGGAAAUUUGAAAUGGCUGACGGGCGGCUGACGGGUGGCGCUCUGGAGGCAGAGGCGAUGGCGCCAGAGCGCGCUGGCUGGGCGGCCGGAGAGGAGCCCCUAGAGAAAGGUUUGUUCCAAGAUGAAGAUUCAUGCAGUGAUUGUAGCUAUCAUGAAAAGCCAGGUUCUAGUUUACAAAGUUUUGUACCAGAAGGAAAAAGUCUUUUCCCAGAAGUUUUCCAGACAAAUCAACUUUUGUUCUAUGAGCGAUUCAGAGCCUAUCAAGAUUACAUUUUAGCUGACUGCAAGGCCUCUGAGGUAAGGGAAUUCACAGCUGAAUUCUUGGAGAAGGCCCUUGAACCAUCUGGAUGGCGGGCAGUCUGGCACACUAAUGUGUUCAAGGUGCUGAUUGAGGUCACAGAUGUGGACUUUUCAGCCUUGAAGGCAGUGGUGAGGCUUGCUGAACCAUACCUCUGUGAACCUCAAGUAAGCACUUUUACCUUGGAAUGUAUGAAAGAGCUCUUGGAUCUGAAGGAACAUCAGUUGCCCCUGCAGGAGUUGUGGGUAGUAUUUGAUGAUUCUGGAGUAUUUGACCAGACAGCACUUGCAAUUGAACAUGUCAGAUUUUUGUACCAAAACAUUUGGAGGAGUUGGGAUGAAGAAGAGGAAGAUGAAUAUGAUUAUUUUGUCAGAUGUGUUGAACCUCGAUUGAGAUUACAUUAUGAUAUCCUUGAAGACCGAGUUCCUUCAGGACUUAUUGUUGACUACCGCAAUCUGUUGUCUCAAUGUGAGGAGAGUUACAGAAAAUUUUUAAAUCUGAGAAGCAGUUUGUCAAAUUGUAGCUCUGAUUCUGAGCAGGAAAAUAUCUCCAUGGUGGAAGGGUUGAAAUUGUAUUCGGAGAUUGAACAGUUGAAACAAAAGCUAAAACUCAUUGAGAAUCCUUUGUUGAGGUACGUGUUUGGUUAUCAGAAGAAUUCUAAUAUCCAAGCAAAGGGCAUCCGUCCAAGUGGUCAGAAGGUUACCCAUGUAGUCUCCUCCACCAUGAUGACUGGUCUACUGCGGUCCCUGCUCACUGACAGGCUUUGCCAGAAGCCUUGUGAAGAAGAAAUAGAAAUUCAGUUCCAUAGUGAUCCAUUGUCUGCUAUAAAUGCCUGCUAUGAAGGCGACACUGUUAUUGUUUGUCCUGGCCAUUAUGUGGUACAUGGCACAUUCUCCAUAGCUGACUCCAUUGAGUUGGAAGGAUAUGGUCUACCAGAUGAUAUUGUGAUAGAAAAGAGGGGUAAAGGUGAUACUUUUGUGGAUUGCACAGGUGCAGAUAUUAAAAUCUCAAGCAUAAAAUUUGUUCAGCAUGAUGCUGUAGAAGGAAUCUUAG